Messenger RNA from Cyclocybe aegerita, 699 nucleotides. The record is from the annotation of a GenBank genome assembly. Lineage: Eukaryota; Fungi; Basidiomycota; Agaricomycetes; Agaricales; Hemipholiotaceae.
AUGACCUCAGCACAACUUCCUUCCUCAGCAUCUCUCGCGUCUCUCGCAGACCCCCCAACGCGUCAGAUAGAUGGCGCAGCCAUGGAAUAUUUCCUCGUUGAGAUGGUAGCUACCCUCCGAGAGUCUGCAGCUGUGGCCACCGCUCGCCAGAAGAAGAUCGAAGUCGAAAUGACCGAAGCUGGCUUAAUCCCACCGCCUGCACCAGUACCAUCAUCCUUGAAGAAGGACAACGCGAGAGAUUCGGUUACGAGUCUUGUGUCAUCAAAAGCGGGGAAGGGAACCCUUGAUGAUGAGGAGGAGCCUGUACGGCAGAGGUUAGAGGUGAUUGGAUUGCACGUCGGCGCUAAUUUCUCUGAACGGCUAUGUCGAGAUCGAGCGAUGUUCUCGGAAACACUCGAUGUUAUUAAAUUCGUCUGCAAGGACGUCUGGGCUGCCUGUUGGGAUAAGCAGGUCGACAACCUGCGGACAAACCACAGAGGUGUAUACGUUCUUCAAGACAACGCGUUCAAACCCAUAACACGUCUGUCCUCUUGGGAAUCUCGAGCAGACGCCAUGAAGCGGGCCAGAAUAUAUGCAGCAAUGCCAGCAGGCAUUAUACGCGGCGUGUUAUCGAGACUAGGGUACCAAGCAUCCGUCAUCCCAGAAAUCACGUCAAUGCCUCAGUGUACAUUCCAGGUUAAACUACCCAAAGGAUCAUAG